UCCACUAUUUUCCUUAUAAUCUACUAUCUUAGGAAUAGUUGCCUAUCAGUGUGACUUCUAUAUCACAGCUGAAUUGAAUUUUCAACCACUUUUCUUCCAGUACAAUCAUUUUUUAACUUGUCUAGUGUAUAUGUUCACUAACACUCAUCCUGAGGUUUACUAGCACUCACCCUGAGGUCUACUACACUCACUCUGAUGUCUACUAACACUCACUCUCAGGUCUACACCAGACACAUUGCAGGCUCCCAGCACCAGCAGCCUUAGAGAAUCUUGAUCAAUACAGCAGAUUUUGACUUAUCUCUGCAUAAUGGAGGCUAUUGUUAAUGCUUCAGCCUUGCCUCUGUCUAUCAUCAUUGUGGGGAUUGGUGGAGCAGAGUUUGACAGCAUGGACGAACUGGAUGGAGAUGUUGUCCGCCUCUCCAGUCACGGUCGGUAUGCUGCUCGAGACAUCGUACAGUUUGUGCCAUUUCGGGACUUUCUGAUGAGGAAUGGGGAUCCUCUCACAGCUGGGCUUCGACUGGCUAGGGAAGUGCUAGCAGAAAUCCCUACUCAAGUUCUCUCUUACAUGAAAGCUAAUAACAUCAUUCCCCAGGCACCCAAGAUCAACGAUGCGCUCCUGCCAGCAGAUCUCACUUGAUCACCUCUCUCAUACUCUCUCACAAAGCACAAGAAUGUAGCUGACUUGCCUCUACCUAAUUAACUCACAUGAGUAAGGCAAGCUUCUCUCAUGGACAUAGAUGUCUUUUGCAGAUGAUUUUUUUCAAAUUCUAAUUAACUAUUUGUCCACUUUCUAUUAAAUGUGAUAAAUUUAUACACAUACAGUAAGCUAAGCUGUCUUAUAUAGCACUCUGCAUAGGCAAAUUUUUUACAGAAUUGAAUAGUGUAUAAAAAGGCCAUAGUGUACACUAUUCAAUUUUGCAUCAACUGUAUUUUUAUAUUGCAAUUGCAAAACUACUUGUGCCAUAUAGAAUAGCUCAUAAGAGAGCAAACUGUAACUCACUUGAGUAAAGAAAGGUAAGGCAAAACUUAUGUCAUGGACGUGGACAUUCUCACAGCCGAUUUUAUUGAAAUUUUUAUGGACUUUGUUAAAUGUGAUGUAUGUAUAAGUUCAGUAGAAUGAGUUUUACAAGUGCUGCAGUUUUAUGCCAUUUUUUACUUUAUUCUUUGUUUUCUUCAUAACUGUGGGAACAACUUGUUAUACAGUGGACCCCCGCAUAACGAUUACCUCCGAAUGCGACCAAUUAUGUAAGUGUAUUUAUGUAAGUGCAUUUGUACGUGUAUGUUUGGGGGUCUGAAAUGGACUAAUCUACUUCACAAUAUUCCUUAUGGGAAAAAAUUCGGUCAGUACUGGCACCUGAACAUACUUCUGGAGUGAAAAAAUAUCGUUAACCGGGGGUCCACUGUACUUCUAUGUUACCAGUGAAUAUGUUGAGUGUAAAAACUUCCUCAGAUUCUUGACUUACAAAUGCUCAGGUUACAAUAUUCUUGACUUAGGAAUGCCCAUAUUAUAAUAUUCUUGACUUACAAUGUCCAGGUUACAAUGAUCUGUACUUACAAAUGAGAUUUAAAAAACUUAAUACAUACAGAAUUCUUUUAUAAAUGAUGAUGUGUUAUUCAAGGCACGUCUGGCACAAUUAUUCUUUGUACUCUCCUAAUUAAUGAGUAACAGGUUGAGUAUUAGAAGCGACUCAUUGGUAAGUCGACUCACUUAGAUUAACUCUCGUUCGCAAGUCACUAGCCUUAUAUAACUUGUCUGGAUGUGCACCUUUCUUGAUACUUGUUCAAUACAGAUUCUUUAAGGGAAAUUUUAAAUGUUGCAUCCAUGGGUGUUCAUUUACAUCCAUGGGUGUUCAUUUACAUCCAUGGGUGUUCAUUUACAUCCAUGGGUGUUCAUUUACAUCCAUGGGUGUUCAUUUACACCCAUGGGUGUUCAUUUACAUCCAUGGGUGUUCACUUACAUCCAUGGGUGUUCAUUUACAUCCAUGGGUGUUCAUUUACAUCCAUGGGUGUUCACUUACAUCCAUGGGUGUUCAUUUACAUCCAUGGGUGUUCACUUACAUCCAUGGGUGUUCACUUACAUCCAUGGGUGUUCACUUACAUCCAUGGGUGUUCACUUACAUCCAUGGGUGUUCAUUUACAUCCAUGGGUGUUCACUUACAUCCAUGGGUGUUCACUUACAUCCAUGGGUGUUCACUUACAUCCAUGGGUGUUCACUUACAUCCAUGGGUGUUCAUUUACAUCCAUGGGUGUUCACUUACAUCCAUGGGUGUUCAUUUACAUCCAUGGGUGUUCAUUUACAUCCAUGGGUGUUCAUUUACAUCCAUGGGUGUUCAUUUACAUCCAUGGGUGUUCACUUACAUCCAUGGGUGUUCACUUACAUCCAUGGGUGUUCACUUACAUCUAUAGUGUUCAAUUUACAGUCACCUCUGUUCAAAGGAUCCUCUGUACAGUGAACUUCAUAAAUGCCAUUGAAAAAAAAUCCAGAAUUGAAUGGUACAUGACACUCAAUUUUCAAGUCAUUUAUGGAGUCACAUAUAUUAAUGCAGUAUAUAUAGAAGAGGUUUAUAAGAGAGCCGACUUUAUUAGCGCCACAGCCAGGCAUAAUAAAUCUACUAUUAUUAUUGAAGUUAUAAGUCAUUACUUUCAUUAAGAAAUUAUUGUAUUGUAAAUUAUUGUAGUGUCUGUAUUUUUUGAGCUGAUGGAUUUCUGAAUAUUUACUGUAUAGCAUAUACAGUCAACUCUGUUAUAACGCUCCUUUAUGUGGAGUGAUUGUUUUUAUGCACAUGUGAUUGGAAGAGUACAGUGGAACCUCGAGUUUCGAUCAGCUCCCAACUCGAACAAUUAUGUAAGUGUAUUUUUGUAAGUGCUUUUUGUAAGUGUAUUUUUCGGGGUCUGAAAUGGACUAAUCUAAUUUACAUUAUUCCUUAUGGGAACAAAUUCGUUAGGUAUCGACACUCGAACAGCCUUCUGAAACAAAUUAAGUUUGUAACUUGAGGUACCACUGUACAUCCAAAAUUGAAAAUCCCAUGGAAGGUGCAUCACAGUAUACCA
Messenger RNA from Cherax quadricarinatus, 3051 nucleotides. Lineage: Eukaryota; Metazoa; Arthropoda; Malacostraca; Decapoda; Parastacidae. The record is from RefSeq and is a predicted model, not a curated record.